Molecule: messenger RNA, 4908 nt
Organism: Plasmodium vinckei vinckei
Lineage: Eukaryota; Apicomplexa; Aconoidasida; Haemosporida; Plasmodiidae
Product: LCCL domain-containing protein
Exons: 2
Coding region: 1-4908 (1635 amino acids)
Source: RefSeq, a predicted model, not a curated record
AUGAAAAAAUUAUUUUUUAAUUAUGUAAUUGCAAUAUUUAUGUUGCAUUUUCUUUACGUGAAUGGAGAAAACGACAUCAGCAACACAUUUUUUAAAUUUGAUAGUUGUGAAGCCGAAUCAACAUUUCCAAACAUAGGUGAUAAUGGACUUCCUCAGUAUGGAGCGGAUAAUGCUUUGACAAGAGGUUCAGGUUACUGGUGUUCCGAAGGGAAACAUAAUCCUAAUGAUGUAAUUUCAUGGAUAGGACAUUUAAAAAAUGUUAGAUCACUAAAUGGGGUUAUAAUACACUGGGCUUAUUCCCCUGGGGAAGUUUCAAUUAUGGCUAGCUAUGACGGGAAUGAUUCAUAUGAAGAAGUCGUCCCAUAUCAAACUAUAGAAUCUCGAGCCGGAAAUGUCGUCCAAAACAUCAUAUUCAACCAUGUGAUUAGAGCAAAAUCGAUUAAAAUAAAUAUGAGGCAUCCUGUGCAUGAAUAUUUUGGAAUUAACUUUGUAAAUGUGCUAGGCUCUAGAGAUCCCACUUUGAGAAUACAAGGUGGUAUGUCUAGUUUAACUCAAGAUUUGUGUUUACAAAUAAGUGAAACAAAUAAUGUGGUUUUAGGGGGAUGCAUAACUUCUAUGUCUUAUUUAGAUGGAAGAGACUUAUGGAAAUUAAAUUCCAGUAACCAAAUAUAUAAUCCGAUAAAUAAUUUAUGUAUGAGUUUAAAAAAUAAUAUGAUAGCUAAUGGAGGAGAAAUACUAAUGGAAGAUUGUAAUAGCAGUUUAGAGCAUAAUGAUGGACGAAGUAGUUGGCAAUUGUUACCAAAUAAUCAAUUAAAAAUAUUAAGAGAUGGAAAUUUUUGUUUAACUCAAGAUGGAUCAAAAUCUGGUAGUGUCGAUAUAGCAUUACAUAAACAAGCAACGUCUUCUUUAUCAAGAAAAGAUCAAAAAUAUUCACCAGAAAAAGCAUUAGAUGGCAAUUUAGAUACAUUUUGGUUAUCUGAAUCAUUCGAUAUAGAAACAGUACCUGAUGCAGUAUAUUUUGACAUUAAUUUAGGAAGUAAAUAUAAAUUAGAAAAGUCUAUAAUUUAUUGGAAAUAUCCCGCUACAAAAUAUGCAAUUUAUUUAAGUAAUGAUGGAGAAAACUAUAAAGAAAUUAGUAGCAAUUUAGCAAAUUUUUUAAGAAGUACAAUAAAUGAUUUACAUAUUACAGAAGCUCAAUAUGUUAGAAUAAAAUUAAUGAGUCCAAAUCCUGAAUUUUCUGAAGGUGAUGAAGAAGACUUAUUUUAUGGUAUAAAAAAAGUAUCAAUAUAUACAAAUAGAAUAAAAUCUAUAGUUGAUGACUGUGAUAAAGUAAAGGAUUCGGAUGAUGCAAGAGACAAAUACUUUUUUGAAUUUGUUUCUGAAGUUAAUAUAGAGGAAGGGAAAGAAUUAAAAAGUAUAGACACCAAAUUACAAAAAUAUGCAGAAAAAAUUCAAACUGAAGCAAUAAAAAUACAAAAAUUAAAUCCUCAGUUAAAAAAAUGUAAAAGUAAUAAAGAAAAAAGGCAUACUGAUAUUAUGAAUAUAAAAAAUGUUAUACUUAAAAACAUAUAUGAUGUAAUUAAUAAAACUGAAAAUAUAUUAAAAAGUAAUACAUUUAGUUCAUAUUAUUCAACAUCUACAAGCGAAAUAGGGCAAACACCAGACAACCCAGCAUAUAGUUGUUUCCAUUUAAAAAGUAUAUUACCUAGUUCUUCUUCUGGUUUUUAUUAUGUAUUACCAACAUGCUCUCAAAAUGUGUUAAGAGUAUUUUGCGAUAUGAAAAUUGGAAGUAUGUAUUAUAUUCCAUCAAUAGAUACUAACAUAAUUAACAAAAUAAAAGAUGUCGAAAAUAUUUGUGCAUUAUAUGGCUUAAAUCCUAUACAUUUAAAUGAUCAAAGUCAAGUAUAUGCAUUAAAAAAUUUAUUCCAUUUGAUGAAUAUAAAUAUAAAUAAUCCAGUACCUUUAGCUAUUAUUAAAAAUGAUAUAAAAAAUGAUUUCUAUUCUUUAGAUUUUCAAGAGAACGUUGAUAAUAUUAUAUCAAAAUUUGGAACACCGAUAGGUAAUACAUUUGGAAUUAAUAAUAAUGGGGUAAUAUUUUUUGAUUCAUCUAAUUCUGAAAUGUCUGGAUUUGUUUGUUCAGAUAAUAUAAAUUCAAUUAAUCCCCCUCCACCAUUUAUCAAUUUAAAUUGUGAUACCACUCUAAAACAAGCUAUUGAAAUCGAAAAAAUUGUUGGAAAUGAAUAUUUAUUUAAAUGCCCUUAUGAUUGUUUAAAAAGAAACACUGAAGCAAUGGUUAUUGGAGGAGAAGGAAACAUAUAUUCUGAAGAUAGUUCCAUUUGUUUGUCAUCUAUACAUGCUGGAGUUUAUGAUAAGCAUUAUUUAAUUAAUCUCAGAAUUUUAAAUGCUCUAGGUGAAUAUGAAGGUGUAUAUCAAAAUGGUAUUAUAUCAGAUAGUUAUAUAAAUGAUAGCCAAGAAGUAGCGUUUAAGGUUUUUAGGGUACCUCCAAAAUGUCCUAACAAUGCUGCACCCAUUGAAUCAUUUUCCUUUCUGCAAACUACGCCUGUUUCUAUAGGAAAUAUUGAUAAAACGGAUAGUAUUGAAAGCAAUGGCCAUCCCCUUAUGGAAAAUAUUUACAUUGAUUCAUCAACUGCAGACGCAAUAAAUGACCUUGUGACUGUUGUUAAUAAGCAAGUUGGGAGCAGUGAUCCGACUUUUUUAGCUUUAAUAAACAAACAAGUAAUUACAAUAGUUUCUAAUUCUAGAAGAUACUUAAAGCCAACUGAAAAUUUUGAAAAAAAUAUAGAACUAUUAUCUAAUGAAACAUUAAAAGAUGUUCAAAAAAUAUCCCAUAAAAUAAAAUUAUUAUCUUCACGAAUAACAUCUGAAUUGGAUAAAAUAAAAUAUAAAUUACAAGGAUUAACAGAUGAAAGACUUAGACAAAUAGAAUUUGAAUCGUGGGGAUUAGAAAAUGUAGUAGAUGAUGAUAUAUACACCACAUUUGAAAUUGUUAACAUGCUAGAUGCACAACUAAGUAGUACUGGUGGAGGAAAAUGGAACUUGCUCGAUAAACCAUUAGAAGAAGGGAUGAGUGGAAAAGUACUAACUCAAAAUGCACGCAUUCAUGAUAAUAUAAGCGAUUCGAAUAAUUCAUUUUAUGGUACUUAUGCUUUUUUAAGAUAUAAAUUAUUUUAUGAUUUUGUUUUUUCAACAUAUGUGCAUGUAAAGGGAACUGGGUCCGUAGGUAUAAUAUUCAGGGCAUAUGAUAAAUAUAAUUAUUACAUGCUAGAAUUGAAUAAUGGUAUAAAUGGAUAUAAAAGAUUAUUAAAAUUUGAAAAUAACGAACCAACCGAGUUAGCUAUCAUAAAUGAUACAGGUUUUGACGAUAAUAUAUGGUUUGGUAUAAGAAUUGAAUGUACGCACUCAAAAAUAAAAAUAAGUACUAUUAAAACAAAUAAACCAAUAUAUGAUUUACCAACUCCAGAUAUUGUAGUAAAUGAUGAUUUCAAUGCUGCUGGUACUAUAGGGUUUUAUACAUAUGGUAUUGAUUCUGUUGAAUUUGCUAAAUCAGUUGUUGAAUCUGUUGAAUGUUUGACAAAAGAAAAUUAUGUUAAAAACAAAAAUAACAUACCAUUAAUUUGCAAUAUAUAUGAAGAAUUUUAUGUUGGAAAAUUCAAUAAAUCGUAUUUAUCAUUUGAUGGGGCAAACGAAAAUAAAGAAUUAUCAAAUUGGAAUUAUGCAAAUAAUAUAGGGAAUGAAAAGCGUGUCAUAUUAUACGCAUCAGAUGCAUAUGGACAAAAAAAACAGAAGGAAAAAUACUCGUACCAAAAUGAUAGUCCAUCAUCAUAUAUAAUUUUACAAAAAAAAAUAUGUUCUGCUGGUGUAUUUAAUUUUUCUGUAUAUCCACAAUGUAAUAAUAAUGGAACUGUAGGAGCCAUCAUUAAAUUUUUAGAUCCUAAUAAUUAUACUAUAUUAGAUAUUGGAUUCAAUUUUACUAGAUUAAGACAAAAUAUUAAUGGAAAUUUUCAUUUAUUAGGUGAAUCUAUUGUUUCUGGAUAUAAAGAAAACACAUGGAAUAUAGUAACGAUAUCAUUUAGCUCAACAAAUGUUAACGUUAGUAUGGGAAAUGGAUUAACGACAUAUCCCAUUUUUAGUUUAAUAGGUUUAGAUUUAUUUAAAGGAGAUCAAAUUGGUUUAGCUUCAUACAAUUGUAAUAAUGUUUCUUUUAGUAAUAUAUUUAUACACCCAUUUGAGUUUAAGCAAUAUAGUCCAACCCCAUCAGUUGGGAUUGAAAGUAUGGUGCCCAUAUUUUCAAAAAUAAGACAAGAUACAAUACGCCCAGAAGUAUUAGGAAAUGAUAAAUCACUAAAUUAUAAUAGGGAUAAUAAUCAAAACGAUGAACUAGAGCAAGAUGAAGAUAAUUCCAAUACUAAACACACUGAAAUCGAAAAACAUUCCUUUCAUCUAAAUCAAGAUAAAAUUGAUAAUGAAAAUGAACAAAAUAAUAUUUAUUACUGUUCUACACAUAAAGAUAUUGUUAGCAGAGAAGCAUUUUGUAAUAAAAACAAUAUAGAAGACAGCAAUUGUACAAAUAAUUUUUGUAAAAGUUGUUGUGAUAAUAUACAAGGGGAAAUGAAUGAAGCAGAUACAAAUACAUGCAUACAAGCAUGCGAAAAGUUAGAUCAAAAUGUUUUAGAAACAUCGGAAGUACUCAAUUUCCUUAAAAAUUCAUGUAUUGAAUCUUCCAAUGAAGAAUUAAAAAAAGCAUGUGAACAUGACGAUGACGUAGAUCAAUGUGUAACUGAUAUGUGCCAAAUGUGUUGUCAAUCUAUAAUUAUACCUGAAAAUUUACUCACUUCAAGCAUUAAACUAAGUCCAUUGAUAAACCAAUGUAUAUUAGAAUGUGAAUAA